Myxocyprinus asiaticus (Chinese sucker) is the source of this 1920-nucleotide messenger RNA. RefSeq lists its product as uncharacterized. NCBI's taxonomy places the organism in Eukaryota, Metazoa, Chordata, Actinopteri, Cypriniformes, Catostomidae. Bases 98 to 988 code for a protein of 296 amino acids. The record is from RefSeq and is a predicted model, not a curated record. The transcript has 2 exons.
UCAAAUAAGCUCAACGUGAAAUGUGUUGUUUUCUUUACACAAGAUUUGAAGCUUGGGUGUUGACCUUAGCAUCACUUAAGCAAGCAACACAAUACAUAUGUUAAAUAUGGCACAGUCCCGAGGGAAAGUGACGGUCGAGCUGGAACUGAAACGCGAAUAUCCAUCUGACGAUGAAAACCACACUCUAAAUGAUUCCAAUAUUCCUGCACUGCGAGAGUCACCACAACCGCAGGUGCUAGAUUUAUACGAUUUAUUGGAGCCUGAAUCUGACCAGAAAAACUACACUGCGCAGUGGACAGUCAAGGAUGGCAGUGAGGAGGGUGAUGAGAAAUGUCCAAUACAAAUAGGGAGUUUAUGGGGGCCACAAAUGGCACCCUGUGGUCCUAGAUGUGGAAAGAAGUGUUCAGAAAAGAUCCCAUAUGUUAGAAGAAAAGAAAUAUUUGACACAUAUCAGGACAUGUCACACAGCGACAAGUGGACUUUUGUAUCCCACACUAUUACUCAGUCAUUGAAAAAGCGUCUCACAACAGGUGGUCCGAGCAGACGUAGCAAAACAUUUCAGUAUCAUCUAAAUAAUAGCCUUGGGGAUCCACAAGAUGUGUGCAAACCGUUCUAUUUAACAACAUUAGGCUACCACCCAAAAAAUGACAGAGUGAUUGUCAGUGUAAUUGGCAACCCGUCCGCUACCCAGCCUCCUCAAGAUCGCAGAGGACGGCAUCCACCUGCCAAUAAAUUGGAUCUAUCCCUAAUUCGUGAACACAUUGAAUCAUUCAAUCCAACAAUCAGCGCACAUGACCCAAACAGAAGACAUUUACCAAGCAGUGUAAGCAUUAUGAAGAUGUAUAAAGAUUUUAAAAGCAAAAAUACCACCCCCUGUUCAUAUGAAACUUAUAGAAAAGCCAUCAGAGACAUGAAUAUAAGCUUCACAAAACCGGGUGAGGAGGAGAAAUGCAAGCAAGAUAACCACAUGAAGGCUGUCCAACAGUAGCAGGCAAGAUUUGUGUUCCUUGUCAGACUGCCCUACAUGCAAAAGUAGGAGAACAAAUAAGAGCCAACAGAUGUAGACGUCUUUACCAACUGGAUGCUGUGUAAAGCAGGUUUCCAUCCAAUGUGUUGACCUCUUGAAACUUAUAAGGCUGCCAGGAGUUAAGACAGCCGCUUUCACAAAGAGCAUACUAGCCUAUCACUAGACAUUUGUCAAACUUGGUAAAAAGACGGUGUUAAAGAAGAAAAGCAUCUCUGUAAUCUGGCUUGAGGGAAUUGCAGGAAGGAACGCUGCAAAAGCUGACAUCAGCAUAUGUCCACCCAAAGUAUAUUAGCCCCCCAAAAAAGAAAAGAUGCUAUUCUGCUCACUACAAUAACACAGAGUGGUCUUAGUUACCAUAGCCUUUCUGUCAACUCAAACCAGUCUCGCCAUUCUCCGUUGACCUCUCUCAUCAACAAGGCUUUUCCGUCCGCGGAACUGCCGCUCACUGGAUGUUUUUUGUUUUUGGCACCAUUCUGAGUAAACUAGAGACUGUUGUGCGUGAAAUUCCCAGGAGAUCAGUAGUUACAGAAAUACUCAAAAAAGCCCAUCUGGCACCAACAAUCACGCCACGGUUGAAAUCACUGAGAUCAAAUUUUUUCCCCAUUCUGAUUGUUGAUGUGAACAUUAACUAAAGCUCCUCGCCCAUAUCUGCCUUUUAUGCAUUGCACUGCUGCCACAUGAUUGGCUGAUUAGAUAAUCACAUGAAUAAGUAGGUGUACAGGUGUUCCUAAUAAUGUGCUCAGUGAGUGUAUAUUGUACAUCAAGUACACCAACUGUAAAAAGAAUCUGUUCAUUGCUGAAUGAAAUACUGCUUAAAAGUCUGUAAUAUCCAAUAGUAUCAAAUACACUUUUUUUCAAUAAAAUAAUUAUUUAAACAAUUCUGUGUAUUAGUG